Messenger RNA from Saccharomycopsis crataegensis, 669 nucleotides. It is a transcript of the gene ERG2, whose product is annotated as C-8 sterol isomerase ERG2. NCBI's taxonomy places the organism in Eukaryota, Fungi, Ascomycota, Saccharomycetes, Ascoideales, Saccharomycopsidaceae. Gene Ontology annotation, cellular component: endoplasmic reticulum. The record is from RefSeq and is a predicted model, not a curated record. Gene Ontology annotation, biological process: ergosterol biosynthetic process. The transcript has a single exon. The coding region runs from base 1 to 669 and encodes 222 amino acids.
AUGAAGCUCCUCUUCUACUUGGGUGUCGUCCCACUCGUUCUUUUCUACAUCGCCAACUUCUUGUUCACCACCUGGCUCCCUUCAAACUUCAUAUUUGACCAUGCUGAGGUCCAACUGAUCUGUCAACAGGUCCUCGCUAAACACGCUGGCCUCAACACCACCACUUUUGAACUCUUCCAAGACGUACGUAACGAACUUGCUGCCGUGUACGGUUCACAAUACAUCAAUGAGUUAAAUCAUGACGAAUGGGUGUUCAACAACGCCGGCGGGGCCAUGGGGACCAUGUUCAUUCUCCACGCUUCGAUCUCCGAGUACUUGAUCUUCUUUGGUACUGCCACUGGUACUGAAGGUCAUAGUGGAAUCCAUUUCUCCGAUGACUAUUUCACCAUCUUGCAAGGGGAACAGUACGCGUCAUUUGCCAACGGGUUGGAAAAAGAAGUGUACCUCCCAGGUGAUCAACACUGGUUGAGAAAAGGUACCAUCAAGCAAUACGCAAUGCCUUCUGAAAGUUAUGCUUUGGAAUUGGCUCAAGGUUGGAUCCCAACUAUGUUGCCAUUUGGGUUCGCCGAUCUGUUCUCGAGUACCCUUGAUUUGUACAACUUUGGGUACACUGCAUACUUUACCGGUAGGGACAUGUUGAAGAACUUGAUUAUCAACAAGAAGUUCUAA